GCGCAACGCCUCCUGACUGACGACGGCAGUGCCACACAGUCACUGCAGCCAGCCCCGUGCCUUCUUACGCUGUUUGACCCAAUCCGAGCUGUUUAAGAUGUCUGCGACUGGCAGCCUGCGCAAGAAAGCCCCCAGUGGUAGAGGAAUAUUAAAACAUACCACCUCACAUUCCACCCAGACCCCGGAACAGUCACCCAUAGACUCGAUGCCUGCACAGUUACUUUCACAGAUACCCCAGACGGGUGCGCCGGCAACCAAACCAGCCAUGCAGCGGAAGCAGUCAUCGCCGAUGAUGCCUCCCUUCAUGGUGUCCUCGCCCGGCAAGGUUAUAGUCUAUGGAGAGCACGCAGUCGUGCAUGGAAAGCCUGCCAUCGCGGCCGCCAUUUCUCUCCGCUCGUACCUCCACGUAUCUUUCCUCUCCAAGUCGCACCGCACCGUCACGAUUCGCUUUCCCGACAUUGAGCUAGAACAUACCUGGAACAUUGACGAGCUGCCGUGGGAUGUCUUCAAUGCGCCUGGGAAGAAGAAGCACUACUACGACCUGGUGACGUCGCUGGAUCCUGAACUGCUCGAAGCUCUUCAACCACACCUGGACGUAGUAUCACCCAAGAUUCCCGAAUCGAUACGGAAGAUACACCACGCAUCUGCAUGUUCUUUUCUCUACCUCUUCCUCUCCCUCGCGUCGCGAAAGACACCACCAUGCGUCUACACACUCCGCUCCACAAUCCCGCUAAGAGCCGGCCUCGGAAGCAGCGCAAGUAUCUCAGUGUGCAUCAGCUCCGCGCUGCUCUUGCAAAUCCGCGCACUGAGCGGCCCACAUCAAGACCAACCUCCUCAAGAGUCUGAACUCCAGAUUGAGCGGAUAAACAGAUGGGCUUUUGUAGGCGAGAUGUGCAUACACGGCAACCCCUCCGGCAUCGACAACACGGUCGCGUCGGGUGGAAAAGCUGUGCUCUAUCAGAAGUUCAAGAACGGCCCGCCGCGCAUCGUACCCCUCCACAGCUUCCCGGAGCUCCCUCUCCUCCUCGUCAACACCCGCCAGUCCCGCAGCACCGCCGUCGAAGUCGCCAAAGUUGCGACGCUCCUCGAGAACCACCCCAUCCUCACUGAGAACAUCCUCGACGCGAUAGGCCAGAUUACUGAAUCUGCGUACAAGCUACUCACUGCACCUGACUUCGAUCCAGAAUCACACGCAUCGCUCAAAUACCUCGGUGACCUCGUCACAAUAAACCACGGCUUGCUCGUCUCGCUGGGCGUCUCACACCCGAAACUGGAGCGAAUUCGCGAGCUGAUAGACCACACCGGCAUCGGCUGGACGAAGCUCACGGGUGCAGGAGGCGGCGGGUGCGCAAUCACAAUUAUCAAGCCGCGGCCGACGUCUGCUGCUAAUGGCAACGGCAACGGCGUCCACCACGACCACUCCUCUUCCGAGUCGGACUCGGAGCCCGACUCGCCUGUCGCCGCGUCCAUCAUCUCCUCCGGCACGAAGCUCAAGCACGCCAUCCUGGACUCGCUCGAGGUCAAGCUUGAGAACGAAGGGUUCGAGAAGUUCGAGACUACUCUCGCGGGUGAUGGUGUGGGCGUGCUCUGGCCCGCUGUGCUGCACAACGGGAACGAAGAAGAGGGCGGCGAGGAGAUUGACCAAGAGAAGUUCUUGCGGGCUGAGGGUACCGAGGGCAUCGAGAGGCUGGUCGGUGUGACAAAUGGCAUAAGAAAGAAUGUGGAGAGGGAAGUCAGAGAAGGGUGGAAGUUCUGGCGGCCGUGGGAGACGAACCAAAAUUAGGCCAGCGGUUCGCAUCUUUUCCUUUCUGCCUGGCCUGUUCUUAGGAGUUUCUUUUCCUCUUUGCACCUAGGGAUAUUGCAUGUUUCGUUUCUUGCUUGCACUUGCUCAGAGUUUCGGACGCGAGUCUACAUGUUCUUGGCUGGGUUUAGAGAGGACGAAGGAAAAGGAAGGGGGUGCUCUCGGGGCAUAGAUAUCGCGGAAUGCCUUUUGUGUACUACCAGUAGCGUAAACCCUAAUGACAUGUAUCAUAAC
Paraphaeosphaeria sporulosa is the source of this 2035-nucleotide messenger RNA. RefSeq names its product mevalonate kinase-like protein. Gene Ontology annotation, biological process: isoprenoid biosynthetic process; ergosterol biosynthetic process. The coding region runs from base 98 to 1783 and encodes 561 amino acids. The record is from RefSeq and is a predicted model, not a curated record. The transcript has 3 exons. Gene Ontology annotation, molecular function: mevalonate kinase activity; ATP binding. Gene Ontology annotation, cellular component: cytoplasm. Lineage: Eukaryota; Fungi; Ascomycota; Dothideomycetes; Pleosporales; Didymosphaeriaceae.